Messenger RNA from Diaporthe citri, 1005 nucleotides. RefSeq lists its product as uncharacterized. NCBI's taxonomy places the organism in Eukaryota, Fungi, Ascomycota, Sordariomycetes, Diaporthales, Diaporthaceae. Bases 1 to 1005 code for a protein of 334 amino acids. The record is from RefSeq and is a predicted model, not a curated record. The transcript is spliced from 6 exons.
AUGCUUGUCUUCCGGCUCCUCGUUGUCCUCGGCGUGUCGUGUCUGCUGGGCCUCACUGCGGCACAAGUGCCUCCACAAUGCGGUCUGAUAUGUGCAGGUCAGGCGUCGCAGCAGCCAGCAUUCUCUAACAAGACUCAACCAGAACUUUGUAUGGAUAAGGCGUACGGCGGGCUUGUCAGCGGCUGCGUAAGCCAAGAGUGUUCUGUGGUAGAAUCUCUAUCAUUUCUCAACUUCACGAGAACAGCGUGUGGGCUGCCCGCGGAGGACCACCGUCAUGAGGUUCGCGCGGUCACCCUCGCCAUGUUUGCCCUCGCCACUAUCUUCUUCUUCAUACGGAUGGUCGUCAAGUACCUGAGAUUUACCCCGUGGGGCGCGGACGAUACUUGGUUGGUAAUCGGAUUUACACUUAUGAUCCCCUUAAUAAGUCUCAUCCAAUUCAUGAUCCCACAAGGUCUUGGCCUGGAAAUAUGGGUGCUCCAUGAAGAUCAGAUCACCACUUUCCUCAAGGUUCCUGUCCAGGAGCAUUACAUCCUCAUUAUAGCGAUUAUCAAAGCAUCGAUCCUAGCCUUCUUUCUGAGAAUCUUCCCAGAUGAAAGAUUCAAGAAGGUAAUCUGGUGUACGCUCGUCGUCGACCUAUUAGUGGGCUCCAUGUGCUUCCUUCUCGGCAUCGUACAGAGGGUGCCCACUUGGCUGAUCUGGGAGGGCUGGAAGUCUAAGGAGCCGCGCGGUGUUGUUCUAGACCUGAACAACCUAGGCCUGGCUCACGGUGGGAUGAACGUGGUGCUGGAUGCGUGGAUGCUCGUUCUACCGUUCACGCAGUUGUACAAGCUGAACCACCCGCUCCGCAAAAAGCUCGGAAUCUUCGCCAUGUUCAGUGUCGGCAUAUUCCUCACUGUUGUGGGUGCAAUCAGAGUACAUAACUUGUCAACAUUCGCCACGUCGCAAAACAUCACCAGUAUGAGCACACCCCCCCCCCCCAUUCUUCCAUUUCACGAGCUGGGCUGA